This is a messenger RNA of Lycium ferocissimum, 2153 nucleotides long. RefSeq names its product protection of telomeres protein 1b-like. Gene Ontology annotation, cellular component: chromosome, telomeric region; nuclear telomere cap complex. The transcript has 9 exons. Gene Ontology annotation, biological process: regulation of telomere maintenance via telomerase; telomere capping. The record is from RefSeq and is a predicted model, not a curated record. Lineage: Eukaryota; Viridiplantae; Streptophyta; Magnoliopsida; Solanales; Solanaceae. Gene Ontology annotation, molecular function: G-rich strand telomeric DNA binding; telomerase inhibitor activity. The coding region runs from base 229 to 1839 and encodes 536 amino acids.
CUCUUACACUACCAACAAAGUCGUGUGAGGUACUCUUCUUCUUGGACAAGUGGCUUAUUUCUCUCACAUCAUAAUUCACAACUGCAAUCUCUCAAUAAGUUUUCAACUCUUUACUCUUUUAAAAAGUACUCCGUAUGUGUUACUCAUUUGUCUUGGAAAAGACAUUCUUGACUCUUGAGAAGUUCUGCGGAAGGAAAAUAGUUAUACCGUUGCACUAAAGGAGAGUUCAUGUCCUUACAUUUGCCUCUCCCAAAAAAAAAAAAAAAAAAAAACAAAGAAAAGAAAAUGUCUAAGCGACGACGUGAUGAAUAUACGCCAAUAGCGGAAGCCAUGAGUUUAAUUAACAACAAAGUGAAUCUCAUAGGUCUGGUCCUCCAAACUGGCUUUCCAAAGAAGUCUAAAGGCACUGAUUUCUUCUGCUUGGUUAAAAUCAUUGAUGAGUCGUACCCAAGUGGCGGGCUUUCUGUUAAUAUUUUCACAGAGACGAUGGAUAAAUUGCCUGUGGUACUUAAUGGUGGUGAUAUUAUUCUGCUUUCUCAAGUUGUGAUGAAAGUUCAUGAAUCUGUGGUUUAUGCUGUGUUCAACAAAAAGUUCUCUUCGUUUGCUUUAUUUGAUGGAAAACUUAGUACAAGCUUUCUUCCUUAUCAAUGCUAUUCGAUUUAUCUUGCUAAGGAGCAAGACAAAAAAUUUAUACUUGGUCUGAGGAAGUGGCUGGUUCAUCAUCCUACCGCACUAGAUUCUAGUGAUUUCCAAUCCUUGAAAGAUAUCAGGGAAGGCGGCGGCUUCAAUUUGCUUUGCAAGGUAAUACUAGUACUUGUACUCUUUUAUUACAUAGGCCUCCAUUCAUUUAUUUUUGAAGAUCAGUUAAGGAAACACAUUGCUGGUUGUUUUGGUGUUCUUGAGUCUUGGCUGUGGACAUAUGCACUGAAUAUUUUCAUUGCAAAUUUCGAUGGCAUAUGCAAGAUUCUUCGUGUAUGGGAAAUUAGAAAAGAUGAGUGGAUGCUUCUUGUGUGGGAUGGAACAGACACUCCACCAGUCGCUAUUAAUGCUAAGUUAGAGGAUGAAAUGGAUAAUCCUCUUCCUUUAGAGUCAGUCCCAGUUUGUCUGCCAAGAGAUAUUUUAUGUAACUUGCCACGUCUUGGAACUGUUCUGACGGUAACUCUAGAUUGUGGCAAUGAGAAACUAGGAGUGAACGUGCUUGGGACCAAUAGAUGGGUGAAAUUUGAUAACCUAAGAUGUCAACUUCAUGCCUCACUGUGGAAUGCUUCCCUCUUGCCGAUUACUAGGUUUUGCUAUUUGCGCGAUGAAGAUCACAUUGUUUUACAGCGCAUGAGGGAGCAUAAAGAGCGUUCCAAAUCUAAAUGGGGAUGGAUGCCUCUUUCAAGCUUACCUUGGCCAAGUCAUGUGACAGUGACCGACCAUCCUGACGUGCCUUUUGUAAGCUUGAUGAGAGCUCUUGCGAAUCCCAGGGUGGUAGGUAAAUUUCGUUGUGUCGUUCGCGUUGUGGCAUCAUUUCCUUGGAGCGUUGAGGAAUAUCGUUCCCCUUCUGGUAUUUAUAGGAUCCGACUAACCUUAGAGGAUCCUACUGCCCGAAUCCAUGCCUAUCUAUAUGCUGAGGAUGCGGAACAUUUCUUUGGUCGCUACCCUUCUUUUGAUGUGCUAAAAAGAAAGCGGAAUUUGUUGCUUGGAAUUUCUGAAAGUGAUGGCGAUAGUGAGAUGAAUGAAACGUCCAGAAAUCCUCCCUGGAUAAUCUGUUGCUUGUUUUCUUAUCCCAUUGAUGAGAAUGAUGUCUGGGGAAGCAGGAAUUUCCGAAUUUUCGCAACCAUACUCCUGGGAUGAGCAAGUGAAAGUUGUAUAUUUUGUGUACAUGUAAAGGGCCAAACGUAUAUUGAGUUCUUGUAAAUGUGGUAGUGCUAGUUUUUGGAAAACUAUCAGCCUUUUUUGCAUUAUAAUUAUCUUAUUGCUGAAGCACUUCAACGUCGGGAGUGACCAAAUGUAUUUUGCUUUCUUGUAAAUGUAGUGAUCACCUUUUCUGUACAAGUACGUUUUAAAGUUACUUAGUAGUAAGUAAAUAUUUUGGUGCUGAAUAAUGCCAUGUUGAAAGUUGUACUUUUAUCAAUAUUACUGGUAUCUGAUCUUCUGGUUAGACAUCA